GCCGAUUCCAGCCAUUCGAAUCGAUCGUUCUCUUUAUCCGCGACCAGUGAUUUGUUCUCACAGAGACCCGAUUGUGUGCUGUGUUUGGCGUGUGAUCAAUAGAGGGGCACAAAAACGAUACAAACAGCCAUUGUGGGUGAGAAGGCGAAAGAACUGUGUCGGAACUGUGUUGUGUUGUUGUGAUUGUUGUGUUGUCUGUCCGUGACACAAUCAAGUGAACGCGCGCCAUCGAAACAAUAUUACACAACGCGCCAAGGAAGACAAAACAAACCCGGGUCCCGGGAUUGUGAUCGGAGGUGCUGUGCUGUGAGCGUUUAUGCUACCGGGUUGAACGGGCCGGCACCAUGAUUAAUCACCACGCGAUGGCGAGCCUGGGGCACCCGCACUACGGGUUCACGCUCGGCAACGCGAUGGAGAUCCCGCCGGCGGCCGACUUUGCGCCGCAACCGACCCACAGCCCUACCUCGGCCGAGCAUCACCAUCACCUGAAGCGGAGCCAUCUCGGAGCCUUCGGACCGACUUCGUUGGCCGGUCUGCAGAGCCACACGGCCGCCGCCGUCCAUCACAGUGCCCACCAUCACGCCGGGCUAUCGAUGGGUGGUGGUGGGGUCUCCGGUGCUGGUGGUGGUGGAGGGCUGAGUGGUCAGACGUCUCCCGGGCAGGAGGGACACAUCAAGCGGCCGAUGAACGCGUUCAUGGUCUGGUCGCGGCUCCAGCGUCGCCAGAUCGCGAAGGACAACCCGAAGAUGCACAACUCGGAGAUCUCGAAGCGGCUCGGAUCGGAGUGGAAACUGCUGACCGAGUCCCAGAAGCGUCCGUUCAUCGACGAGGCGAAGCGCCUGCGGGCCACGCACAUGAAGGAGCACCCGGACUACAAGUAUCGGCCACGCCGGAAGCCCAAGAACCCGCUGGCCGGGGCCGGCAACGGGCUCGGGUCACUCGGAUCGCUCCAGCAGGGUGGCAAGUCGGCCCUCGGGUCAUCCUACCCGUUCCACCAGCUGCCCCCGUACUUCGCCCCCACGCACCCGCUGCAGCAGCUGGAGCAGCACUAUUCGCACGUGCCGUACUUCGGGAGCUUCGAUCCGCUGACGCUCCAGAAGCUGCACCAAUCGCAGGCGGCCCAGUGUGGGGUGCAGGUGGGUGGUGGAGGUUCACCGAACGGGGCCGCGACGGCUGGAGGGCUCGAUCUCGGUGGGAAGCAGUCGGCGGCUCAGCAGCUUCCGCCGACGUCGCUCAGCUCGUUCUACUCCAACAUCUACUCCGGCAUCUCGGCGGCGGCCGCGGCUGCCCCGCUGUACGCGGCCCACUCCAGCAGCCUGUACAACACCUCGUCCGCUUCGUCCACCUCGCCCGGGUCCAGCCCGAGCGCGUCCCAGUCCACGCUGCCCGAUCUCGACAGCAGCAUGCGGAGACCGGUGCAGGUCAUCUACUAA
This is a messenger RNA of Anopheles bellator, 1433 nucleotides long. RefSeq names its product SOX domain-containing protein dichaete. Gene Ontology annotation, biological process: regulation of DNA-templated transcription; anatomical structure morphogenesis; cell differentiation. Lineage: Eukaryota; Metazoa; Arthropoda; Insecta; Diptera; Culicidae. Gene Ontology annotation, molecular function: DNA-binding transcription factor activity, RNA polymerase II-specific; RNA polymerase II cis-regulatory region sequence-specific DNA binding. The record is from RefSeq and is a predicted model, not a curated record. The transcript has a single exon. Bases 345 to 1433 code for a protein of 362 amino acids.